This is a messenger RNA of Malassezia globosa CBS 7966, 1527 nucleotides long. RefSeq lists its product as uncharacterized. Bases 1 to 1527 code for a protein of 508 amino acids. Gene Ontology annotation, cellular component: endoplasmic reticulum lumen. The record is from RefSeq and is a predicted model, not a curated record. Gene Ontology annotation, biological process: response to endoplasmic reticulum stress. Gene Ontology annotation, molecular function: protein-disulfide reductase activity. Lineage: Eukaryota; Fungi; Basidiomycota; Malasseziomycetes; Malasseziales; Malasseziaceae. The transcript has a single exon.
AUGUCCACGUUGUUUCUAUCGAAACUCGCGCACGGGUUAGCCGUACUCCUGCUUUCUCUUGCGCUUGUUAGAGGCGUACAAGGAGCGCUUUUCUCGGAGAAGAGCUCCGUGAUUCGCUUGACGCCCGCGAACUUUGAACAUGAGAUCCUGAACAUCAACAAGCCGGCACUGGUUGCGUUUACCGCGCCAUGGUGUGGGCAUUGCAAGAAUCUGGCACCACACUUUACCCGCGUCGCCAACGAGCUUGAUGGCGUCGUGAAGCUCGCAUAUGUGGACUGUGACGAUGCAAGUUUGCAAUCGAUCUGCACAAAGUACGACGUGAAAGGGUUUCCCACCAUCAAGUUGUUCCCUGCGACGAAGCGCCGCAUUCCGCGCGAAUAUGUUGGCGAACGACGUGGCAAGGCCAUCAUGGACUUUGCACUCGAUGCGCUGCCGUCAGAAGUCGUGCGCAAGGUCGAUGCGGCAGAUCUUUCGACGUUCCUAGACAAGGAGUCAAGUGCCAAUGCCAAACUGGUGCUUGUGACACCCAUUGGCAAGACAUCGCCCAUGUACCGCUCACUUGCACUCGACUACUAUGGCCGCAUCCCCUUUGCUUUCGUAUACGCGGGCAAAGACGGCGUCGUCGAGACCGUGCAAAAGGUCCUGGACCCUGAGCUAACCAAAGACAAGCUCCCUGGUCUGUACUUUGUAUCUACACAGAACUCCAAGCAUGCUGUCAAGUAUCGCGGCUCCAUGCGCUACCGGUACAUCAAGCUGUGGAUCGACGAGCAGCUGGGUGGCGCAGAGGCCGAAGCGGCCCAAGCCGCGCGUGAGGCAGAGGCCAAAGCUGAGGCGGAUGCCAAGGCCCAAAGGAAGGCCGAAGCAAAGGCGCGUGCGGAGGCGAAAGCACAGGCGCAGGCUACGUCGCGCGAAGAAGAAGAGACUGCGUAUGGCGUGCAUGAAGAUGACAAUCUCAAGCUCGUCAGGCAGCUGGAAAGUCUCAUGGCCGACGCGCAGCCAGACGACUCAGACGAGGCCCGAGAGGCCGAGCUCCAAAGGCUCAAAGACCGUAAGCUUCUCAAGAAGCUGCUCGAUGCGCGUGAGAAGCUCAAGAAGGAGGAGGGCGUCAUUGAGCAAACGCCUGAUGGCCCCGUCACCAAAGAAUUGCUCGCUGAGAAGCUCCGCGAGCACUUGGGCGACAAAUGGGGCAUGCGUCUCGCAGAGCACGCGGACAAGACGCAAAAGACCAUCGAGCGUCUGUUGAUGGAGAAUCCGGACGAUACAAAGAGAGCCAUGAAUGUUGCCGAAAAGGAGUUUGUUGAACUACUGCAAGCGGAUGAAAAGGAGAUCCAAGAUCAACUACAGGCAGGCGCUGACGCCGAUGGGUACCCACUGCAGAAAGACGCUAUUGAGGUCAUGCACGAACAUCUCGGGACAAUUACCGGGCUCAUCAGCACCAUCGAGUUCCGGAUCAGCGCGCGUGAGGCAGGCCUCGAUGAAAAGAGGGUGGCACAGGAAAUGCUCAAGCGCUUCCACGAUGAGCUCUAG